Zootermopsis nevadensis is the source of this 4417-nucleotide messenger RNA. NCBI's taxonomy places the organism in Eukaryota, Metazoa, Arthropoda, Insecta, Blattodea, Termopsidae. The record is from RefSeq and is a predicted model, not a curated record.
GCUGAUAGGGUCUAUUUUGACUGACGGACGUCAAGGGCGUUCAGGUAUUGAAGUGUCUUUGGCAAUUUCCUGGGCCAGUCGUACGACUCAGCAUUACAGUGCGAUUCACACUAGGCAGGUCUCAAAGUCAAAGCUGAAUAAUCAUAAGUUAUCCCCACGCUUGAGUCUCCCCGCGAGUCCACGGCCUCCUACAGAGAAAUCUCUCGCUCAAACCGUUCGGCGCAACACGUCAGGCUGGUGGCAGAUUUGCUAAAGUUUCUGCGGAGUACCGAUGUAGGAGACCUCGCAGCAAAACACUACGAUGGAUUCGAGCAAGAAACUCACGGGUGUCAAUCCUCGAGCUACAGCGAAUGUGGUCUCCAUUCUUGUUUUCUGGUGGAUAAAGGACUUGUUCCGUAAGGGACGUGGUAAAGACCUGGAGGUGGAAGAUCUUUAUGAUACCCUUCCGAAUGACAGGUCGCAGAUGCUGGGAGAUGAACUCGAAAAGUACUGGAAUAUGGAAACCAAGAAUGCAAAGGAAAAGAAUAGGAAACCUGAGCUGUUGCACGUAAUUGUGAAGACCUUCCGCCGGCUGUACUUCUGUGUUGGGCUCUUCCAACUUAUCUUCUGUGUUGUAUUCAAGGUAGCUCAACCAGUUUUCUUGGGAAAAUUGAUCCUUUUCUUCAACAAGAACACACCAGUAACCAAGAAUGAAGCUUAUAUGUAUGCAGGAGCACUCAUCCUCAGUACCAUCUGCUCCAUGAUUUUGAUUCAUCAUUCUUUCUUGGCUUGCCAGAAGAUUGGUAUGAGAGUACGAGUCGCGUGCUGCUCGCUCAUUUAUCGCAAGAUCCUGCGACUAAGUAAAUCAGCCCAAGGACAGACAGCAGCUGGCCAAGUAGUAAAUUUGCUUUCCAAUGAUGUGAACCGUUUUGACUUUGUCACCAUGUGGCUUCAUUUUAUAUGGAUUAUGCCAAUCCAAACAGUUGUUAUCACUUACUUCAUAUGGGAAGCCGUUGGUUGGUCAGCUCUCAUUGGUGUCCUUGCCAUAUUCCUUCAGACUGUCCCUGUACAAAGUUACUUGAGUAAGCUGACAUCAAAGCUGCGCUUGAAGAUUGCUGUACGUACUGAUGAACGUGUUCGACUUAUGAGUGAGAUUAUUUCUGGAAUUCAGGUGAUUAAGAUGUAUGCAUGGGAGAAACCUUUUGAGAAGAUGGUCCAGAUUGCUAGAAGGCAUGAAAUCAAAGUUGUGACCAGUGCUUCCUAUUUGCGUGGCUUGUUCCUGUCCACAAUGGUUUUUUCAGAGCGUACAUCACUUUUCAUCACCCUUCUUUCUUACUCACUCAUGGGGCACCAUAUUUCUGCUGACAAGGUGUUUGCCAUGGCACAAUUCUACAACAUCCUGCAGUUAUCAAUGGCUAUCUUCUAUCCACAGGCAGUACAGCUUGCAGCUGAGACAAAAGUCUCCAUAAAGAGGCUUGAGAAUUUCCUGCUUCUUGAAGAGAUGGAGAGUGUGUAUCAUGGGAAUAGCAAGAGGGCUUCUAUAAACCAUGCACAAGACCAGAAGCUGGGGGUCACUAUUAAAAAUGGUUGUGCCAAGUGGACACCCAAUUCCAUAGUUGAUACCCUAACCAACAUCAGUCUGCAGGUGAAGCCAGGCAAGUUCUGCGCUGUUAUAGGGCCUGUUGGCUCUGGAAAGAGUUCAUUGCUGCAGACAGUACUGGGGGAGUUGCCACUGUCAAAUGGGUCAGUCGUAGUGGGUGGUGAUGUUGCGUAUUGCUCACAAGAGCCAUGGCUAUUUGUUGGAACAGUGAGGCAGAACAUCUUGUUUGGACAACCAUACAAUGCAGAUAGGUACAAAGAAGUGAUACAAGUUUGUGCUCUGAAGAGAGAUCUGGAACUGUUCCCACAUGGGGAUAAAACUGUUGUUGGAGAGAGAGGAAUAUCUCUUAGUGGUGGUCAGAGAGCUCGCAUCAACUUGGCCAGAGCAGUGUACCGGAGCACUGAUGUAUACCUCCUAGAUGACCCACUUUCAGCUGUAGACACACAUGUGGGCCGACAUUUGUUUGAUAAAUGCAUUUCCACAUUCCUUGCCAACAAAACACGGAUUCUAGUCACACAUCAACUUCAGUACCUUCGUGAUGCAGAUUUGAUUGUCAUUCUCAACAACGGUAAAAUUGAAACCCAAGGAACGUACAAGGAACUGGUGGCUUCUCAAAUGGAUUUUGCUCGUCUUUUGACUGGGGGGGAUGAAGAAGCAGAGAAUAAGGGUACUCUGAGGAAAUUAAGUACUCAGCUGUCUGUUCAACCACUCUCUGAGGAGGAUGAAGAUGGAUCUGUAGAUGCUGAUGAGAAUGCUGAGCUGAUUGCCAAAGGAAAAAUGAAGACUUCUGUCUUCCUUAAGUAUUUCCAGUCUGGUGCAUCAUUCUUCACACUCAUCCUUCUGGUUCUCAUCCUUUUUGUUGGACAGAUGGCAUCCAGUGGAGCAGAUUUCUGGGUUACAUACUGGACAAACCAAGAAGAGUUACGGCGGUACUAUGAUGAUAAGGCUAUGCAAGAAGAUACAUUGAACUCCACUGACAAUCUCAUGCAGAAUGUUGGGCUCAAUACCACAUUUAUUGAUCAGCCUACAGAACACAGUCAAUUCACAGAAUUUCCAUUAUCAAAUUUCACAGACAGUAAUUCUCUGUCUUCAAAUUUCACAACAUUACUACCCUUCCUGUCUGAUAAAGGAGAAGCAUCAUUAAAUUCCACAAUACCAAAAUUGUUAGACACAGACACAGCCAUCUAUAUCUACACUACAUUUAUCUUGGGAAGUGUAUUUAUUACUUCAAUACGCUCCAUAUUCUUCUUUAAAGUGUGUAUGACAGCAUCUAAAAUUCUUCAUGACAACAUGUUUCGAUGCAUUUUGGCUGCAACAAUGAGAUUUUUUGACACCAAUCCUUCAGGUCGUGUACUUAACAGAUUUUCCAAGGACAUGGGUGCAGUGGAUGAGCAACUUCCAAAGGCGAUGUUAGAGUGCAUUCAGGUGCUACUGGUGAUGACUGGAAUUCUGACCAUGGUAAUCAUAGUCAAUUAUUGGCUCCUAAUACCUUUGGUUAUAAUGGGUUUCCUCUUCUACAAGGUGCGUGGGAUAUAUGUGGCAACAGCACAAGAUAUUAAACGGCUUGAAGGCACCACUCGGAGUCCAGUGUUUUCUCAUGUGUCUGCGUCUCUCAAUGGUCUGUCCACAAUCCGAGCAUCCGAAGCUCAGGAAAUGGUUUGUAAAGAAUUUGACAGUCACCAGGAUUUGCAUACAUCAGCAUGGUUUCUUACACUUGAGACAAGCACUGCAUUUGGCUUCUGGCUUGAUUGCAUCAGCGUGGCAUUCACGGCUGUAGUGUCACUCAGUUUCCUGGUUCUCAACAUUGACACAUUUGGUGGUAACGUUGGCUUGGCUAUAUCUCAGUCUCUCAUCCUGAAUGGGAUGCUACAGCAUGGUAUGAGACUCACUGCAGAAGUUGUAAAUCAGAUGACUUCAGUAGAACGAGUCCUUGAAUACACGAAGAUUGAAAAGGAAACAGAUCUUGAGACACAUCCAGAUCAAAAGCCACCAACUGGUUGGCCAGCAAAUGGCAAGAUUCAGUUUGACCAUAUGAAUCUGAAGUAUUCUUCAACUGACCCUCCAGUACUCAAGGACCUUAACUUCACCAUACAGCCUGCACACAAGGUAGGAAUCGUUGGUCGCACUGGUGCAGGAAAAUCAUCACUCAUAUCAGCAUUGUUUAGGCUAGCCCGCCUAGAAGGAAAUAUCAUAAUUGACAAUAUUGAUACAGCAAAACUUGGCCUGCCAUACUUGCGCAGUCGUCUUUCAAUUAUUCCACAGGAACCAGUUUUAUUUUCUGCAACUCUACGAGACAAUCUUGAUCCUUUUCAUGACUUCCCUGAUGAUGUACUUUGGAGAUCUCUUGAGGAUGUUGAGUUGAAAGAGUCUAUGAGUAGCUUAGAUUUAUUUGUCAAUGAGGGUGGAAGCAACUUCAGUGCUGGACAACGGCAAUUGGUGUGCCUGGCUCGUGCCAUUAUCAGGAACAGUAGGAUCUUGGUCUUGGAUGAAGCAACUGCAAAUGUUGAUCUCAAAACAGAUGCCUUCAUCCAGGGAACCAUCAGAACAAAAUUUAAGGAGUGCACAGUACUGACAAUAGCUCACAGAUUGAACACAGUCAUGGACUCUGACAGAGUUCUUGUCAUGGAAGCAGGCAUCAUGGUGGAAUUUGACCAUCCACAUAUACUACUGCAGAACAAGGAAGGCCAUUUUUACAAAAUGGUUAAAGAGACAGGGAAAGCCAUGGCUGAGCAACUGCACAAAGCAGCAGAAGAGGUAAGUUGUCAUGCAAAUAAAAUCUUUUUUUAUUGUUCAGAAAUUUUACAGAUAUUGUUUUCAUUGUAAUAUACAGUAUAUUAU